AUGGAGUCGCAACUUGAAUCGGAAGCCUACUCAUUUAGUACUGAACAUGAGGAAACGCAAAACAUUGCAUUGGAGGAGGAUGGAACCUAUUUGGCGGUUGAAGAGCUACAGCACCAUGGCGUAAGCAUGAUGGAUAUUCAAAAGCUAAAAAUGUCCGGCAUCUGUUCUGUUAAGGGGGUGCAAAUGACCACCAGGAAAAAUCUGUGCAAGUUGAAAGGAAUGUCAGAAGCAAAAGUUGAGGAAAUCAAGGAAGUCGCUGCAAAAUUGCUAGAUUGCGGGUUUAUUACCGCCACCGAGUUAGCUAUAAAGAGGCAAUGUGUGUUUAAAGUGUCAACCGGAAGUUCUGAACUAGAUAGGCUUGUCGGAGGUGGUAUUCAAUCAAUGUCCAUUACGGAAGCAUUUGGCGAAUUCAGAACGGGAAAAACACAAUUAUGUUUAACGAUGUGUAUCACGUGUCAGUUGGGAGAGCAAAAUACAUCGGGGAAGGUAUCUGAUCAUUCCAGUAACAUAGGCGGCAUACAUCGAUACAGAGGGAACCUUGUACUAAACACCCCAUUUACUUGUAGUCGUCCGGAAAGGCUUAAAGAAAUAGCCGCCAGAUUCAACCUCAAUCCAGAUGAAGCAUUAGAAAACAUCAUAUAUUCAAGAGCAUAUAAUAGCGAGCAUCAAAUGGACCUUCUUGCCAUAUUGGCCGCAAAAUUUUCAGAGGAGCCGGGUCGUUUUAAAUUGCUGGUAGUUGACUCGAUCAUUAGUCUAUUUCGAACCGAUUUCUCGGGGCGAGGAGAGCUUGGAGAGCGGCAGCAACGAUUGAAUCAAAUGCUUGCCAGACUGGCCAGGAUAUCGGAGGAGUAUAAUGUGGCCGUGUUCAUCACAAACCAAAUGAUGUCAGAUCCUGGCGCAGCAAUAUCGUUUGUUCCGGAUCCGAAAAAACCAAUCGGCGGCCAUGUGCUCGCACAUGCUAGCACCACCAGAUUAUCCCUAAGAAAAGGUCGUAAUGAGACCCGAAUUGCAAAAGUGUACGACUCGCCAGACAUGCCAGAGGCUGAAGCAACAUAUGCCAUUGGCCCUGGAGGCAUCGAGGAUGCUGCCGUAUGA
This is a messenger RNA of Mitosporidium daphniae, 1095 nucleotides long. Its product is annotated as Rad51 DNA repair and recombination protein. Bases 1 to 1095 code for a protein of 364 amino acids. The record is from RefSeq and is a predicted model, not a curated record. NCBI's taxonomy places the organism in Eukaryota, Fungi, Microsporidia. Gene Ontology annotation, biological process: DNA repair; DNA strand invasion; reciprocal meiotic recombination. The transcript has 6 exons. Gene Ontology annotation, cellular component: condensed nuclear chromosome; nucleus. Gene Ontology annotation, molecular function: double-stranded DNA binding; DNA strand exchange activity; single-stranded DNA binding.